Molecule: messenger RNA, 1441 nt
Organism: Mercenaria mercenaria
Lineage: Eukaryota; Metazoa; Mollusca; Bivalvia; Venerida; Veneridae
Exons: 2
Coding region: 1-1008 (335 amino acids)
Source: RefSeq, a predicted model, not a curated record
AUGUUUCGUGUAACAGUUAAUAGACGUUCAAAGAGCAAAAACGGUGGCGUUAUAACAACACAUUGUGAUGACAACAGUAGCAAUACGGAGAUAGGAAACAGGGUGUUUGCUAACUUUAACUCAUCUUCACAAAGUCUAUCGACACGUAGUCCUCUUACACAAAGGAACAAUGACUACAUGAAAUUUUCAUGGGACCCUAUGCAGGUAGUAAACAUUCCAAGACAACAGAAAGCUGUUUGUAACAGGGAAAUAGAGAAACUGCGAGGCCUGGAACGUUAUUUCUCCCGUCAAACACACCUAGAAGCCUACAAGCAAUCAAACCAGAUUGAUAAAGUUCGCGCAAGGCUCGUGCGUCUAAAUAAACUGCGCAUGUCCACAGGAAACGAAGAGAAGCACACUGAAGCGCGCGCUUUUCCGAUAUAUAAUCCACUAACUCAACAGUGUAUUGGCAAAACUCCUACGUUGAAUGAUCAAACCAGUCGCUUCAAAUCAAGCGAAAAAAUUGACUAUUCAGAUAUACCGAUACAUUCCGAAGCUUUUGAUAAAAAACAAAUACUUUACAAUAAUGGAUAUAAUUACAGGGGUGUAAAUAAUGAGAAGAAAAAGAAUUAUUCGAGUGGACUUAAACGUGAACACUUGACUGGUACAGCGAAGUUACCAAUUUUAAGCAGACAGGCUGAUUCGAAUUUUCAGAUAAAAGCUUGCCAGGAUACAGAUUAUCACUCAACCCCUCGUUAUCAGAAACUGUAUAAAAGAUUAAAGUCUUACGAAACUACGAAAUGGGGAGUUAAUAAAGUUGACAAUAAUUGCAGUAGCGGUAUGUUAACCGUCGCUGACAGUGAAUUAACGAGGAGAAAUGUAAAUAACACACUUGACAGCUUUACGUCACCGAAAAAGAAAACCGUGCGAUUCAAUAGACAAGAACGCGAGGAUAUCAGUGCGACACAGUUACCAAGCCGGAAAUACAGUCAACUGGUGAAAUUAGCUAAUAAUGUAUCUGAUUUAUGAUUUAACUGUGGGAUUGUUGCUGAAGCAUUAAGCGCAGUGAAUUGUCAAUAACCGACAUUGUCAGUUGACACUGUACACGCUACAUAUACAUGUGAAUCUAGGAUAAAUGUAUUGUUGUUAUAAUUAGGAAGCUUUAUAUGAGAUAAACAUGUGUGGUUUUGUGUAAAAGUUGGAGUUAUAAAUUCGUAUUGCGUACGUGGAUACCAGUAGGGUGAACUACUGAAAUUUAUACAGCAAUUCAGAUAGAUAGCAAAUAGACGGACGAAAAACAAAUAUUUGAGUGGAAUUUUAUUUAAACAUCUGGACUACUGUAUCUCAUUGUAAGAGAAGACAGUAACAUAUGUUUAUAUUUGUUUAAUAUUGAUUAACAUAGUCUUAAACUAGCGGAAGAUAAAAAAAGUCCGCUGUAAUCGGUCUUAUUUAAAAGCUCGAA